Exophiala oligosperma is the source of this 1220-nucleotide messenger RNA. RefSeq lists its product as uncharacterized. The transcript has 2 exons. NCBI's taxonomy places the organism in Eukaryota, Fungi, Ascomycota, Eurotiomycetes, Chaetothyriales, Herpotrichiellaceae. The record is from RefSeq and is a predicted model, not a curated record. The coding region runs from base 239 to 1144 and encodes 301 amino acids. Gene Ontology annotation, molecular function: oxidoreductase activity.
CCAUGAUCAGUCACUUAGCAUCGCAAAGCCCGGAGGACAGGGCACUUCAUUCGCUCCAUCCGUGGAUAUGAUGCCAGAGCCUUGCAGAUUUCUUGUUAACAGUUGCACGAUGUCUUGUAGCGUCAAAGCGGCGCGCUUUUGUCAGCUCGUGGUCCUUGGAUGAAGCCGAGCAGCAGCUGUUCGACGUAUAUUAAGGGCCCAUGCCUCCAGCUCUUCGAUCAAACUCUUCAUCAAACAAAUGUCCCAACAAUCAAAGCAACAACAGCAACAAGCUCAAUCCCACAGGUUUCUCAAAUACCUUCAUAUCGGAAACUCACAUAAAACAAAUCGUUCCGCACCUACACCAGAAGAUUUAUCACCAGCAAUCCAACCUGACACAAUGGCCUCGCAGUCUUUGAAGGGAAAGGUCGCCAUCGUCACCGGCGCCGGAAAGCCAAACGGCAUUGGUGCCGCAAGCGCAAUUGCAUUCGCCGAACAAGGUGCUAAUGUCGCUAUUCAGUACAACAGCUCUGCAGGACCUGCGGAAGAGACCGUCGCCAAGCUCAAGAGUCUGGGGGUGAAGGCUGUUGCCAUCCAAGCCGACGCUGGAGCCGCCAACUUUGGCAAGGUGCUCGUCGACGCGACAUUGAAGGCCUUCAACACCAACACCAUUGACAUCCUUGUGAACAACGCGGGAACGGCAGUGGUCAAUGGAGAAGGUAUCUCCUCCGUGGGACUCGAAGACUGGGACGCGGUGUUCCAUGUCAACGUCCGUGGUCCAUUCUUGUUGAUCCAAGCCGCUCUGCCAUACAUGAAGGCUGGUGGACGUAUCGUCAACGUCGGCAGUGUUAUUGCGAGACUUGGUUCUGGAAUGUUGCCAGUAUAUGGCGCCUCGAAAGGAGCUUUGACGGCUCUGUCGGUCGCUUUGUCGGAUGAACUGGGACCAAAGGGGAUCACAAUCAACACCGUUGCGCCGGGUCCAAUCAAGACGGACCUGAGUAUGGAAGGCUCUCCUAUCGGGGCCAGGCUCCGAAACAACCAGCACAUCAAGCGUGAGGGUACUGCGCAAGAGGUGGCUGAGUCUAUCUUGUUCAUCGCAAGCCCUGGUGCAUCUUACAUUACCGGACAACUGCUCGGAGUGGAUGGUGGGAUCAGCUUCCCUUGAGAAAUAGGUAGUAAAAGACAUGGCGAGAUCAUGGAGCACGUAGCUAGUAAUGACUGAUAGAAUCAAAGAUGUUUUC